UCUUUACAAGAGGCAGCAGGAGGCGGCUGCAGCGGGUCCCCUGCGCAGAGAAGGGGGCACUAGGAGGCGGCGCGGGCCCCGCCCCCUCCCCUGGCGGGCGCGGGCUCGAGACGCUGCGCGGCGGCAGCAGCAGCGGGAGCGAGCAGCAGCUGUCAGGCCACCGAGGUCCAAGCUGCACUUGCUGCCCCACUGAGGACGAGGUGGCAGCGCGAGCCGUGACCCGGUCGCCGAGGAGCCAGGCUAGAGGCACGCAGAGCUGACCUGCCUGGCGUCUGUAACCCUGUCCUCUCUCCUCCCCAUUGUGUUGGAAUCCUAAUAAAAUAUAAAGCAACAAAAAGGACAAGGAGAAGGUUGAAAUUGUGAAGAGAAACCUAACUAGGUUCUUUUGUUUGCAGACUUCUCCCUGUUUGGUGCUGCAACAUGAGUGGGAAAUCCCUUCUCUUAAAGGUCAUCCUCUUGGGUGAUGGAGGAGUUGGGAAAAGCUCACUUAUGAACCGUUAUGUAACCAACAAGUUCGACUCCCAGGCUUUUCACACGAUAGGGGUAGAGUUCUUAAAUCGAGAUCUGGAGGUAGAUGGACGCUUUGUGACCCUUCAGAUCUGGGAUACUGCGGGGCAGGAACGUUUCAAGAGCCUCAGAACACCAUUCUACAGGGGAGCCGACUGCUGCCUGCUAACCUUCAGUGUGGAUGACCGGCAGAGCUUUGAGAACCUUGGUAACUGGCAAAAAGAAUUCAUCUACUAUGCAGAUGUAAAGGACCCAGAUCAUUUCCCCUUUGUGGUUCUGGGUAACAAGGUAGACAAGGAGGAUAGGCAAGUGACGACUGAGGAGGCACAAGCCUGGUGCAUGGAGAAUGGAAAUUACCCUUAUCUAGAAACAAGUGCCAAAGAUGAUACUAAUGUGACAGUGGCCUUUGAAGAAGCUGUUAGGCAGGUGUUAGCUGUAGAGGAACAGCUGGAACAUUGUAUGUUAGGUCACACCAUUGAUUUGAACAGUGGCUCCAAAGCAAGUUCUUCUUGUUGUUAGAGGUAGGGACUCUUGACAAGUGUGCAAUAAGAUGGUCAGUCUGUUGUGUAAAAACGACUGUGCUCUUUGGUAGUAUGAACACACACACAUACACACACACACAUGCACACAUACACAUGUACAUGAAAGCACGCUCACACAGGCAAUU
Mus caroli (Ryukyu mouse) is the source of this 1174-nucleotide messenger RNA. It is a transcript of the gene Rab9b, whose product is annotated as RAB9B, member RAS oncogene family. Lineage: Eukaryota; Metazoa; Chordata; Mammalia; Rodentia; Muridae. Gene Ontology annotation, biological process: Rab protein signal transduction; retrograde transport, endosome to Golgi. Gene Ontology annotation, cellular component: phagocytic vesicle; lysosome; late endosome. Gene Ontology annotation, molecular function: GTPase activity; GTP binding. The record is from RefSeq and is a predicted model, not a curated record.